AUGCUGGAGUACCAUGGAAAACUAGUCCUGGCGCCCAUGGUGCGGGUCAGCGAGCUACCCAUGCGUGCUCUAUCCAUAAAAUACGGAUGUGACCUGGUAUGGGGGCCUGAAAUUGUUGACAAGAAGAUGAUCCACAUGAAGCGCAUUUGGAACGAUCGAUUGCAGUGUGUUGAUUUCGUGCAAAAGUCGGAUGAAAAAUUGGUUUUCAGAACUAACCCGGCUCUGGAAAAGUCUCGUUUGGUGUUCCAAAUGGGCACUGCAGACUCCAAACUCGCUGUGGAGGCUGCAAAAGUUGUCGCCGCCGACGUCGGGGCUAUCGACGUUAACAGUGGCUGUCCUAAGCAUUUCAGUGUCCAUGGCGGAAUGGGUGCUGCCCUGCUACGAACCCCAGAUAAGCUUGUGGAUAUAUUGACUUCUCUCGUCGAAGAAGUAGGCAAACCAUUCGGUAUCCCUAUCAGCGUCAAGAUCCGGAUUCUCGAAGACGCUGAAAAGACAUAUGGCCUUGUCAGGCGUCUUGUAAUGACAGGAAUUUCUUGUCUUACUGUGCACUGUCGUACGACUCCUAUGCGUCCGCGUGAACCUGCCAUUUACACUUACUUGGAGGGGAUCGCUCAGAUCUGUCACGAGGCCGGUAUCUGCUGCUACGUUAACGGUGACGUGGGGUGCAGAGACAACCUGCAGCUGUUCAUGAAGAACUAUGGUGUGGAUGGAGCCAUGAUAGCUCGGGGGGCAGAGGCUAAUCCGUCAUGUUUCCAGACCGGCCCGCUCGCUCCCUGGCUGGAUGUGUGCAAAGAGUUUUUGAAAAUGUGUAAAAAAUACGAAUACACAAACUCUCAUGCCAAAUUCUGUCUAACCAAAAUGAUACCCGGCAAAGAUCCGCUCUACCAACAGAUCGCUCAAGCCAAGAGCUUAGACGAGAUGGAGGCCAUGCUUGACAACCCUCUGAUCAAGGAACAGAUCAAGAGUAGCAAAACAUCAACCGCAGUAUCUGUCUAA
Molecule: messenger RNA, 996 nt
Organism: Wickerhamiella sorbophila
Lineage: Eukaryota; Fungi; Ascomycota; Dipodascomycetes; Dipodascales; Trichomonascaceae
Product: tRNA-dihydrouridine(20) synthase [NAD(P)+]
Exons: 1
Coding region: 1-996 (331 amino acids)
Biological process (GO): tRNA dihydrouridine synthesis
Cellular component (GO): cytoplasm
Molecular function (GO): flavin adenine dinucleotide binding; tRNA dihydrouridine synthase activity
Source: RefSeq, a predicted model, not a curated record